Messenger RNA from Nelumbo nucifera (sacred lotus), 2283 nucleotides. Lineage: Eukaryota; Viridiplantae; Streptophyta; Magnoliopsida; Proteales; Nelumbonaceae. The record is from RefSeq and is a predicted model, not a curated record.
GAAAAUCACCCAAAGCCCGACUAAAAAACCCUUCCCACUCUCUCAAUCUCUCACCGAAUCUCUCCCUCCUCCAUGAAACCCUUACCACCGAGUCUCACCUUCAUGGUCUUCUUCCUCUCCCUUAUACAAUAAACCCCAAAACUGUAUCUCUUCUCCCACACCAGGACCACUGAACUCUCAAUCCCCUAUCUUCUUCUUCCUACUCUCAUUUCAUGGAACAGAACCUAACCGAACCCUAGCUCCAUCUCUUUCCUCCUCCCCUUUCCACCUCCCUCCUCCAUUAACGAACCAGCAACCCUCUCUUCCUUUCUCUCAACCUCCUUCCUCCACCAUCGGAUACUCUCUCUUCGAAUAGAACCCCAUCCUCACAAUUCUCUUCUCCCCCUCUCACUCAUCGUCGCUAUCCUCUCUCGCUCCCUCAUUCUGUCAUCUUCUCUCAACCAAAAAAGAAAGAAAAAUAACAAAGAACUUCCAUUCGGCAAGAAAAGAAGAACAAAGAAGAAGAAGAGGAGAAGAAGAAAGAAGUUAAGAAGGAAAAGGUCUGCUCGCCCCAAGGAUAAAGAAGAAAAGCUCUCCCAUUUGUUCCAAGAAAGAAGGUGAAGGAAAGCCCUUCCUACCCCAUUCGGUCAGGUAAAGAAACCCCAACCCCUCCAACCCUCUCUCUCUCUCUUUCAUCGUAAUCACUCUCUUUCUUUCUCUCCAAAAUCUCUCUCUAGCUCUCUCACCCCUACACCUAAACCGAAAAUCACAUACUCUUUCACCCUUCAUCACCUUCUACUUCGCCAACCGAAAUCCACUCAUUCACCCAUCACCCUCAUCUUCGUAUUUCUCAACCCCAAACCAAAAUGUAACUCCAUCAAAACCCUAGUUCUGUUAACCCCAAAACUGAAUCAUUUUUCUUCCUUUCCACUAUCUUCCCUUCUCAUAGCCUAAAAACUCCCAAUUUGGUCAUGUGGAAAAGGCAAGGAGGAUAAAAGAACAACAAGAAAGACAUUCAGCCCAAAAGUCUUAGGGUCGAGUUAAUCCCAAGAACAAAGCAAGGAAGGAAAUUCAACCAUUGCAUUUGUGCAAACCCGAAGUCAAUAUUUCAGCAUCAUCCACUCUACAAAGUGCUUGAUCAAAGGCCACAAAGAGCAGGGAAAGGAACUCUGACGGAGGGACAACAGCUAACGACCGCCGACCAGAUCUGCCGGAGUCUUCCGGCGAACAGCAGUCCGUCGGCCAUGGAGCAGCMAUCAUCCCCAAGUACAGCAGGCUGGAGUUCCCAUCGUACAACGGCAACGGAGACCCCCUAGGCUGGUUGUAUCGCUGCGAGCAGUUCUUCCGGAAUCAAYGGACAAAUGACCAGGACAAGGGUACGUGGUUAUGGAGGAAAGCCUUGCUAAGAAGCUCUACCCAUCAGUGGAAACAAUAAAGCCCUUGAAUGGGGAAAUAGGUGAUGUGUCAACCUGCAUCAGUCACCAGAGUGAUUCAUAUGAGUGUGAUGACAGUGACUUGUGGGGUGAAGAUGAGAGUCUAUGUGAUGGUUCUGACAAUGGACUCAAUAAGGCAUCUGAAUUGGACAGGGAAUGGCAAAGGAGGCACAAUGAAUUCCAUACAAUUGGCUACCGCGAUGGUCUAAUGGCUGGGAAGGAAACUUCUGCACAGGAGGGGUUCAAUAUUGGUUUUAAACAAUCUGUACUUGUCGGAUACAACUGGGGCAUUGUUAGAGGAAUUACAAGUGUACUAGCUUGUCUACCGGAUGGCCUAAAACAGAAGCUGGUUGAAACAUUAGAAAAGAGAGAGAAGUUGCAAUCCUUGUAUGAAUCUGUGCAUUCCAUUUCAAGUAUCGGUGCACUUAAAUUGUUCCACGAGGACAUCUUGGCUAGCAGUUCAGGAGAUGGUGUUGCCAAUUUGGGAGGAAACUCCCAUGAAGAAACUACACCAGAAAAACCUUUGAGUCCUUGUCAACUUGGAAGGUACUUUGGGGAGCUUGAAUCACUUCUCCAUGAAUCUCCUGCAAUUCAAGUCCAAAUGGCAGCAGAUUUGAAGAAUGUAGGAUGAAACUCACAUACAACCAAGACUUUAUUUUCAAAUGGCAUCCUAGAGUUUGUACUUCAAAUAAUUAUUUUCGCAUGAGGAAUGCUUGUCAAAGCAACUUUGUAAAGGGGUUUAUUUGUAAAUUUUCUUUAUUAUUUUUUAGUACAUGGGUUAGUGGGAAUUAAGGUAAUACUAGUUCAUAUUUGAAUCCAUUUCAUUGAAACGGCGGUACUAUACAUCAUUCAACUCUUGCUGUGCAACUUA